Messenger RNA from Chrysoperla carnea, 1843 nucleotides. RefSeq names its product forkhead box protein D3-A-like. NCBI's taxonomy places the organism in Eukaryota, Metazoa, Arthropoda, Insecta, Neuroptera, Chrysopidae. Gene Ontology annotation, biological process: regulation of transcription by RNA polymerase II; cell differentiation; anatomical structure morphogenesis. The record is from RefSeq and is a predicted model, not a curated record. The transcript is spliced from 10 exons. Gene Ontology annotation, molecular function: DNA-binding transcription factor activity, RNA polymerase II-specific; RNA polymerase II cis-regulatory region sequence-specific DNA binding. The coding region runs from base 182 to 1699 and encodes 505 amino acids.
CAAUAAACAAAACAACGCCGAGUUUGUUUACUUUCGUAUUCGUUAAGUUUAUUGUUUAAGUAAAAUAUUAUUUUUUGAAUUUUUUUGUGUGGCUAGCCAGAAUAUUGGCUGGCUCGUUUAAUCAACGAUCCUGGCGAUAUCAGCGGGUAUUUAUUUGGACUUUCCAUCAUCAUAUACAACAAUGAUGAACGAAUUGUCCGAUUCGGGUGCAGUUAAUUAUGCUGAUACACGUAAUCGAAUUGUAUCGAAUCUUAUGUCAUCGAUAAGAUAUCAGAAUGACAUGAGUGGUGAUAAUCUCAGUAAGAUAGUUAAAUGUGAACCUGGUACAAAUUUUUCUUUAUCAACUCGACCUUUAUCAGCACAACAUGUUCCAUCAUAUGUCAAUGACACAUUACAGCAAAGUCAAUUAUUAAGAAAUGAAGAUCAUUUAUCAAGGGAACCGUAUCAUCAUGGACUAUUGCCAGAUUUAAUUUUACAUAAAGACUGCAGUUCAAAUAGUGUAAUUGUUCACAGCACAUCAUCAACACCGAACACAAAUCCACCAACACCAUCCACCACAGCACAAGCGGAACUUCCAAGUCAAUCGAGUUCGGGUUUAAAUAAUGUGACGUCACCGGAUGUUGUGACCAGUCACAGUAGUGAUCAUCAUGGUGUGGGUAGUGGCAAUAGUAAUUUAAUAAACGCAACAAGUUCAACAUCAAAUCAUAAUGGUACAGGCUUAACAACAUCAACAGGCUCAACAACAACAGAUAAUGAAAAUUCAACAAUAUCAACAAUAAACAACAACAACAAUAAUAAUAAUAACAAUAAUAAUAAUAAUAAUUUAACAAAACCACCAUACUCAUAUGUUGCAUUAAUUACAAUGGCAAUACAAAGUAGUCAACAUAAACGUGCCACAUUAAGUGAAAUCUAUACAUAUAUAACGAAUAAAUUUCCAUUCUUCGAGAAGAAUAAAAAAGGUUGGCAAAAUUCAAUUCGACAUAAUUUAUCAUUAAAUGAAUGUUUUGUGAAAAUGCCAAGAGAUGGUGGUGGUGAACGGAAAGGAAAUUAUUGGACUUUAGAUCCCCAACAUGAAGAUAUGUUCGAAAAUGGAAACUAUCGCCGAAGAAGGAGAAUGAAACGUCCUUACAGUAAUAUAUUCAGCAGAUCAGCACCAUACCCUAAGAACCUGUUUGGUGAUCCAUUUGGAAGCUCACAUCACGUCACACAUCAACAUCUACCAUUGGCUACACGUAACUUGUUUGGCACGCCCCCCACGUACCCGACAUCGUAUUCACGAUAUGAUCACAGUACUUCGUGGAUGCAAGCACCACAAUUAAGUUAUCCAUCAUGUCAAGCAGUUGUUCGAUCUAGUAAUCCACAUUCGUCGCAUCAAGGAUUGGGUCCAUAUUCUCAACUGCAAUCACAAUUACAACCAUCAUUGCAGCCCGUUCAAAGUCUAAAUAUGAAUAGUUACAAUCAAUUAUCGAAUUCUAUAAUUGAUCAUUUUGCACAAUCAACGAUUGCUGGUGGUAGUAGCAGUCCAGGCUCAACAUUUAGUGCUGGUUUUUCACCAUGUAGUCGUCGUGAUGUGACCUCCGAAUCAAUGCGAUACCCACCAUAUUGGCAUCCUGAUGUUGUGAAUUCAGCUGUAAAAGAUGAACCAGGAACGACAACAGUGGGUUCUAGUAGUUCAGCAUUUCCAAAAUGUUUUAUUUAAAUUAUUAUUUUAAAAUAAAAAAUAUUUAAUAAUAGCUCAGUCUGUAGAGCUCAAAAAGAAUCAUUAAUACGGAUUUUUAAUGUUGAUAAAUUAAUUAGGUAACACUCCAAUUAAGAUUUCGUGAGACCACAGAAAGAAAAAUGA